GUUUUCCGAAUGACUAGCUUGAGUUUUCGAGACAAACUCUCCCAGAAAUAUAUCCGUAUGGAAAUGAUCUUUUCUUAACCUGCCCCAGUCUGAAAGAGAAGCCUUGAUGAUACCGCCGCAUUGCUCCUUUUUUCUAGGCAAAAGCGUCAAGAAAAGACUCCGAGUUACUUAGGAGCUGGACGAUCUGCCACUCCAGCUCCAUGGUAUCGCUCCCGGAAACGACACGGCAUCCUUUUAGUUCGGCGCUGUUGCUGUGGAAACUAUUGCUAUGAGGACGGCACCGACAGCCUUCCGAAGCGGCAGCUGAGACCGUGGUGGCGGCAAGAUGAGUCAAUCGGUGACCGUUGCUCAGGCGCUGGAGCACUCUGGGAUCCGGUAUCAUAGGAGGAUGGCCCCCAACCGGGCUUUCGAUUUCCUUUACGAUCCAUUGUAUGUGCUAUCAAGUGAAAGAGAUCAUGCACAGGCAAAUGUCCAAGCUCAUCUAAUUCAUGAUGAAAUGAGGAAAAUACCAGAAUUUAAAGCCAUGUUUAGUAAUUUGAUUCACUAUCCAUCGUACGCUGUGCAAUUAGAAGAAAAAAAUCCUGUUCCUCCAUUCAUUGACCGAAGAUGGAGAGGAAGGGCACAGCAACGCUUUGAGACUUUUCAGAAGCUUGUGGUAACUCAACCUUCACUUCAGGUGCCAAGAAUUGAAUACGAAGAUCCUGAAGUUAGUGGAAGGAAUCGCUGGAAGUAUUUUGAACGACCUUUCAUCCCAUUUCAUAAGUCAAUUCCAGCGAAUAUUGUUUAUGCAAUGCCAAAGCCAGAGGUGCAGGCUCAUCAAGCAAAAUCCCGGGACAAACCAGCCUAUCUCAUUUCACGAACUGUGGAAACACAGACAGAUUAUCGGGAUGGUGAAGCUCAGACAGAUCCCUAUAGCCCUGAAUACAUAGUACCUUCGGGUUCAAUACCUGAAUUGUUAACUCUUGCCACGCUGACUUGGGGUCAUGGCCUUCCAGCAACUCAGGCAGAAGUGGAGGUAAUUGAACGAGCCCGAGAGAAACGUGCCUGGGAGGCCACCCUUCCACCACUGAAUGAUGCUGCGCACAUUGCAAAACGGAGGAAAAUGAUGGAGGAAAUGGAAAGAAAAGAGUGGGCCUUCCGGGAGGAAGAAAUAGAAGAACUGCAAGAAGUGAGAUUAAAGCUUCUAAAGGCCUUGUUGAUGAAACGGGAAGAGAAGCGCAAUGAAUUAAAUGUCAGUUGCUUAGAUACACACUGGUUUAAUCUCAUGCGAGAAAAAGAAAAGAAAGUGAAAAGGAUCCAGCAUGAACACAUAAAAGCAAUCAGAAGGCUAAUAGCCAAGGGAAAAAAUGUGGAGGGAAAACUGGAGAGAAGAAAUGUAAUUAAGGACUACACUGAAUAUGAAUCACAGCCUUAUGCUCCUUUAUCAAGAAUUGGUUACUUUCCAGAUAAUCAUGCAGAUCGUUACAUAGUGAAAAAUCCCUUUCUCAACACUUACAAAGGAUUACUUGAACUAGAAGCAUUUCUUCCUGAUUCUGUUACACAGCCCAGAACUGAAGCUCCAAAACCCAAACGCUUAACCACAAAAGAUGGAUUCACUAAACGGUCUGCUAGACUAGAGAUGGAAUUGGCACAGGUUUACCAGAUACUGCAAGACAGGAAAUAUCGCAUUAAGGAGCCACGCAAGCCACUACGUUUCCUUCAGAAGUUAUCAAAGGUUGUUGGUCACCCUCCCACUCCGGAAUUGGAAAUAGCUUCACUAAUAGAUGAAGAGAGAGAAUUGGCUACAAUUACACUGCAGAAAUUAAUACGAGGCAGAGCUAUCCAAAACAUGAUGUUUGAAGGAAAGGAAAAGCGUCUAGAAUUGAUUCGUGAGUUACGCACCACUCAUGCGCUCCAGGAGGAUGGACAGUUGUUGAAGAAGGCUGAAAAACAAGUGACUUUGGCCUUACAACGGCAGCGGGAUUUGCACGAACACAAGAUGUCUCUCAUGGAAAAGCAUUUGGCUCGUGUGGAAGGGAGAGUCCUUGCAAAUAUGUUGGAUUUCCUCUCGAAAGAACUAAUUCGACUACAGGAAGAGCGGAGGAUCCAUGCCUUUGCUAUGUUAGCAGAAAGGCAGCGCCGAUUGCGGGAAGCAGAGGAGAGUGGACGUCGUCAGGUGGAGGAAAGGCGCAGACGUGAAGAGGAUGAGAUCUUUAGGCAGGUUGUUAAAGUACACCAAAAAACAGUUGACUCUUAUCUAGAAGAUAUCAUCCUGAACAGCACGGAGAGUACAGCUGAAGAACAAUCUAAGGAAGAGAUUCAGAGAAUGGCGAUAGAAAUCAACAAUAUUGCUUACGAAAUGGAAACACGCCGGAGUCAUCUACAGUCUGAGGAGAUUGUGGCAGAGCUGGUUUAUAGCUUCCUGAUCCCCGAAGUGAGGAAAAUAACCAUUAAGGAGAAAGUGAGGCAAGCCCAGAGAAAGCAUAUUCAUGCUGCUCAUCAGAUUAUCCAUGGAAACACAGAGAGAGCAGUAGGACAGCUCUUUUCCACUGGGUUUCCACAGCCAAUCAAUGUAGAGUUUCCUCAAAUUGGAUUGCUUUCUGUUACACCUACUAGUCAAGAUGUUGCUGAGCAGCAGGAAAUAAAGCCUCCAGACAGCCAAGGCCAGCAAGAGAAGAAGCCUGAAGACAGCCAUUGCACUGACUCUGCCAGGCCUCCUGAACAGUGAAAAAGAAGAAAUAUGGUAUGUUUAGACCAAUGUUCUUUCUUGCCUUGCCUCCUUGAGGAUACUGUGUCUACCUAGGCAAAAUGAGUGCCUGUCAGUCAGCAACUGUCAAUAAACUACUGCUGCUUUAACUCUGAAA
This is a messenger RNA of Candoia aspera, 2843 nucleotides long. RefSeq names its product cilia and flagella associated protein 91 (gene CFAP91). NCBI's taxonomy places the organism in Eukaryota, Metazoa, Chordata, Lepidosauria, Squamata, Candoiidae. The record is from RefSeq and is a predicted model, not a curated record. The coding region runs from base 326 to 2707 and encodes 793 amino acids. The transcript is spliced from 17 exons.